AUGGCGCGCGGAAUCAUCAAGCACUUGAAGCGCAUGUAUGCGCCCAAGCACUGGAUGCUUGACAAGCUCAGGGGACGCUGGGCGCCCAAGCCGAACGCUGGACCCCACAAGCUGCGCGAGUGCCUGCCCUUGAUCGUCAUGCUCCGUCAGAGGUUGAAGUAUGCCCUCACCUACCGUGAGGUGAAGAUGAUUGUCAUGCAGCGCCUCAUCAAGGUGGACGGCAAGGUGCGAAGCGACAUGUUCUACCCUGCGGGCUUCAUGGAUGUGGUGUCCAUUGAGAAAACCAAGGAGAAUUUCCGCUUGCUGUACAACACCAAGGGCAGGUUUGUGCUGCACAAGGUCGCCAAAGAGGAGGCCGGCUACAAGCUGUGCCGCGUGAAGCGUGUGACCCGUGGCCCCAAGGGCGUGCCGUAUGCGGUGACCCACGAUGGCCGCACCGUGCGCUACCCGGAUCCGGACAUCAAGGCCCACGACAGCAUCCGACUCGACCUCGAGACUGGAAAGAUCAUGGACCACGUGAAGUUUGAGACCGGAAAUAUGGUGAUGAUUAGCGGUGGAAACAACAUUGGCCGUGUGGGAGUCAUCACCCACGAGGAAAAGCAUCCAGGUUCCUUCGAAAUGGUCCACAUCAAGGACUCCAUGGGCCACACCUUCAACACCCGACUGGAGAACGUCUUCGUCAUUGGCCAGGCGAACAAGCCCUGGAUCUCCUUGCCCAAGGGCUUGGGCGUGAAGCUCAGCAUCAUCGAGGCAACGGAGUUCCCAAAAGGGCUGCCAAGGUCCAUUCCGGCCAUUCCGCGCAAUGUCAAGAAACAGAUUGUGCAGCACACUGCCGCUAUCACUAAGUACUCGCGCAAGCAGCAGUGGUCAAAGGCCUUGUGGCGCUUCCAAGAGGUUCGUCGACAGUUCCCUGCCGCCGUGGACGACGUCUUGCGGGGAGCUGCCAUCCAUGCAGCUGCGCUGGGGGCGAAAUGGCAAGAGGCGCUCGACCUCCACGGUGGAAACGCCAGCGUUUCCAGCGCCUCGCACGGGGCCCUGCUGCUGGCGCUGGCGCGGGCCAAGCGCUGGCAGAUGGCGCUGCAGAUGCUGGGCGAGGCCAACGACAUCGUUUCGUUCAACACGGUGCUGCACGGCUGCGCCUUAAGUGCUGCCUGGCCCU
Cladocopium goreaui is the source of this 1159-nucleotide messenger RNA. The record is from the annotation of a GenBank genome assembly. NCBI's taxonomy places the organism in Eukaryota, Dinophyceae, Suessiales, Symbiodiniaceae.